UUGCUAGAGAAGGAUCGAGAAAUCAACGUAAUUUUUUAUGUCCAGUGCGCUUAAGAACGAUUUUUAUGAGAGAGAGACACAAAGAUGAGAGCGAGGAGAAGACGAAAGAACUGGAUGGCCUAACGAUGCGGGCUCGAUGGGCUAGAUGUAUGGCGGCAGCAAUGAGACGAGGAGGCGAGGUCAAUGGGCAGAAAUGCUGGGUCGGAAUGUAGAUGUAGCAAACCGGCAGAGACCCUCGAAUCACAGGAGGCCAAGGGAUGGAGAUGGAGUGAGGAAUGGUGCGCGAGACAGCCUCUCUAGGAAGUCAAAAGGGAGACAGCAGAGGGGAAAAUAAUAAAAUAAAAUACAAGGCAAGGCAAGGCAAGGUAAGGCAG
Molecule: messenger RNA, 374 nt
Organism: Trichoderma asperellum CBS 433.97
Lineage: Eukaryota; Fungi; Ascomycota; Sordariomycetes; Hypocreales; Hypocreaceae
Source: RefSeq, a predicted model, not a curated record